AUGUUUGAAGCCCAUCUUUCGGACUCGACGAAUCCAGCUGAAAUCGAGUUCCAAGAACCUCUGUUACACAUCAUCGAGCUCUACCGCCAGAAAGUUUCAUUUGAGAACGAGAAGGAAGAGCGUAGGGAUGAGCUGAACAAGAUGAAGAUCAAGACCCAGGCCACGUUGCCCAUUGGCGAUUCUCGGCAUUCCAUGAACUUGGAGGCGUGGCUGGCUCUAAAGCCGCCUCCUGAAGGAAAAGGCUCUGAAGGUUGGAUGCAUGACAACACGGCCCUGACACUGAUCGAACUCGAGAAACCUUUCGGACAACCACAUAUCCACUGUUUCUUCCCCACGAUGCUGAUUAACAAGGCACUGGAUGGAAGUAAGGAUAUUGUCAACUAUGUUGAUGAGCCGCUGCAAGAUGUCAAUGAGUCCGGCGGUUGGCAACAAUCAGAGAAGUUUGGGGAGUGCUUUGAGGUUAACUUUCCGGCGCAAACGACAGUCUUGGUGGUGUGGCUCAACGUCAACAACCAUUACUACGUUGGUUCGAUCGAUUUGAGCAGCAGCACCGCAACCUUGUACAAUUCCUGGCCGUCUCGCCCACCGCCGACUGCUAGCAGCGGAUCGAAGCCACAGAAGGAACCAACUAAACUGAAGGCCGUUGUGGUGCUUGAACAGAUGAUGCGCGCAUUGGCGGUGGAGUACAAGCUUCCAAACAGUUCUGUCCAGCUUGGCGAUUGCAUCAAACAGAACAACGAUAACGACUGCGGAUUCCUAGCUUGGGAUAACAUGAGGUACCUCUUGCAGGGAAGUGAGCCACUAGUCAGCACGUACGAUGUUCAGGCUCACUGCAUCAGACUCCGUGAAGAGGCGCUCGAAAAGCUAUACCGCGUUUUCUGCAAUGGCCUCGGUGUACCUGCUGUAUUCACAGACAGCGAAAAGUCAGCGCCCAAGACAGCAAUCAAGACAGCGCCCAAGACAGCACCGAAGUCAGCAACCAAGACCGCAACCGAGACAGCACCAAAGUCAGCACCAAAGUCACAGCCAAAGUCACAGGAUGCGGUCGAAGCUGCAGCACCAACCAAGUCCCUUGCGAUCGGGGAUGAUCCUGCAGCGCCGAAAGGCUCGACAAUAAGUCCAACUUCCCAAAAUCCUCUAGAAGAGCGAGUCGACUAUGCCAGACUGAACAAAGUGUACACCAUACCUCCAUACACUAAGGAGGGGUUCUACAAUGUCGGUGGCGUGGCGCGGCCACCCAUUAUCUUUGAUCCAUCCAGCAUACCAGAGCUCGAUGAUCCAAAGCUGCAGACCAUUAUUGCUCAGCACCGUGCAAAGAUGAGCGACGUUAGCAAGGCAAAGCUGACCACCGAGGAUAAGGAGCUGCUGGAGGAAGUCGCCGUCGUCGAAACCAAGGCUCCAGAGCAUGCAUCCGGCCACGACUCAGAUGAUGAGACUGGCAAUCAGGAAGUCGAAGCUAUGCGAGCCAAGCUUCAACGCCUCCAGACUUCGAUAAGCAUGUAUCCGUACCGUGGAAUGACGGACGAAGAGAAAGUCUCUGCUGGACUGCCGCUCGAACCAUUGCCGGUGACCUUUGAGGGCACUACCUAUCAUCCUCGUGCACAAGACAGCAGCGAAGGACCUCUACUCAUCAGUAUCGCUCGCACCAGUGGACUCGUCGACUAG
Molecule: messenger RNA, 1665 nt
Organism: Fulvia fulva
Lineage: Eukaryota; Fungi; Ascomycota; Dothideomycetes; Mycosphaerellales; Mycosphaerellaceae
Exons: 3
Coding region: 1-1665 (554 amino acids)
Source: RefSeq, a predicted model, not a curated record